UCCAAAAGCAGGAAAGCAUCAUAUAAGGUCUGCAUCAUCUCCACCAUGAAGUUGCUGACUGUGUCUGUACUCGUUUGUUCCAUGAUGGCUCUGGCUGGAGCUGCUGCUCUUCAAGAAGCAGAGAAAGACAAGGAGACAGAGGCAAUAAUUCAAGAAGAGGAGCAUCGUAUUGACAAGAGGUCAACAUCUUGUCCCUCCUACUGGACUGAGUACAACGGCCGCUGUUUCCUCUUCAUUCCUCGAACCUUGACCUGGGCUCAAGCUGAGAAAAACUGCCAGUCCAAGGGUGCACACCUUGCAUCGAUUCAUGGAACUCGGGAGUACAACGAGAUUAAGAGGAUAAUAUCAGAUAGAACUCAUGGGUAUCCUGAGACAUGGAUUGGAGGCUCUGACAGCCAAGAGGAGGGUGUUUGGCUCUGGAGUGAUGGCACACCUUUCGCCUUCUCAUACUGGUGCAGAGGAGAGCCUAAUAACUACUGGAACCAGGACUGUCUUCAGAUGAACUACUCAGGUAACAAUUGCUGGGAUGAUUUAUGGUGUGAUGCUCGCCGGCCAUCAGUCUGUGCCAAGAAAAUCUGAUGAUUCCUGAGCAGAUAAGAGAGGCAUGAAAUACCUGUGAAAAGCACAAACAUUAGUGGAUAUGUGUUUGUGUUUAUUGUCACAAGUUAAUGUGUCAUUUUAUCAUCAGUCUCAUAUAUAACCUAGCAGCUUUAUAAAUCAUUUUUCAUCUUUCUUUCUAUCUUGCUAUCACUGUAAAGCUACUUAAGGAAGGAAGCAACAAGUGACACAAACGGGAGCUGGAUUGUCUUUUAGGUCUUGUGCCAAACUGAAUGUGUUAUGAAAAGAAUGCUUUUUCUUACUCUGGAGAUUGAACUGUUCUGUCUCAUAUUGUGCAAAUUAAAGACGCAAGCAUGAAACAAGCUGGUUUGUAAUUCUAUU
Molecule: messenger RNA, 939 nt
Organism: Thunnus maccoyii (southern bluefin tuna)
Lineage: Eukaryota; Metazoa; Chordata; Actinopteri; Scombriformes; Scombridae
Product: type-2 ice-structuring protein-like
Exons: 7
Coding region: 46-579 (177 amino acids)
Source: RefSeq, a predicted model, not a curated record